AUGACGUCUUCUCAAACCAAGGUAAUCCUACCCAUACAACUCCUUCUGGUCUCUUUAAUUUCCCUUUCGAAUUGCCUGCUUCAUGUUCAAAAGAACGAAAUUCGAACAUUCGAUUCACUAGAUGGUUUAUGGACAUUUGUAAGAGAACCACAUAAUGGAGGAGAUAUUGGAAUUGGUAACCAAUGGAAUACAUUGGAUUUAGAGAAGUUUAAUAAUGCAACAGUAAUGCCCGUACCAUGUGCCUAUAAUGAUAUUGGUACUUCGAGUGAACUUCGAGAUCAUAUCGGAUGGGUUUGGUAUGAAAAGAAGGAAUUUGUUCCUCUUAGAGAUCGAAAUAUGAGACAUGUCUUAAGAUUUGCAUCUGUUAAUUACUUCGCUGUUGUCUACGUGAACUCUGAAAAAGUCACCUCACAUACCGGAGGACACUUGCCGUUUGAAGUCGAUGUGUCCUCACAAAUCAAAUUUGGAGCAGAGAAUAAGUUUACUGUAGCUGUCAAUAAUACACUCUCAUGGUCCACGAUUCCUCAAGGAGACUUCAAUUAUCAAAGAGUUGCACAGAGAAAUAUUAGUGGAAGAAUUCUCUCCCGCCUUCCAGAUGGCGCUGUCAAAAACGUUGGAAACUUCGAUUUCUUCAAUUAUGCUGGUAUCUUGAGAAGUGUUCAAUUAGUGAAAAUUCCAUCAAUUCAUAUCCAAAAUAUAAAUAUUGUUGCUGAUCACACUGGAUCGUUCUAUUUCGAAACAGCUGCAAGUAGUUUGGAUGGAGUUAAAGUUGAAGUGAAAAUGUUUGAUUCUGAUGGAAAUGUUGUUUACUCCACGAAUCAAACAAAAGGAGAAGGAAAACUAGAGAAUACAAAGUUGUGGUGGCCACGUGGAAUGGGUGAUCCAAAUCUGUACAAUCUGGAAAUUUCUUUGAUUUCUGAUGGAGAACUGGUGGAUAUUUAUAGAGAAACUUUCGGAUUCAGGACUGUCACAUGGUCGGAUUCACAGAUUUUUAUCAAUUCGAAACCAUUCUAUUGUCUUGGAUUCGGAAUGCAUGAGGACUUUGAGUUGAUUGGACGAGGAUUCAAUCAAGCUGUCAUGACAAAAGACUUGAAUCUGUUGGAAUGGAUGGGUGGAAACUGUUAUCGAACGACUCAUUACCCGUAUUCAGAAGAGAGAAUGUUCGAGAAUGAUCGACGUGGAAUCGCAGUUAUUGUGGAAACGCCAGCAGUCGGGUUGAAAGGAUUCUCAAAAGCAAACAACAAUUUACACGUUAAAAUGUUGACUGAUAUGAUUGACCGAGAUAAGAAUCAUCCAUCAGUGUUUGCUUGGUCACUUGCAAAUGAGCCCAAUACGAAUAAGAAAGAGAGUAGAGCUUAUUUCAAAACUCUCGUCGACGCCGCCCACGGAAUUGACCGUACUCGUCCGGUGACUACUGUAUAUGGACCAACUAAUUUUGAUAAUGACGAGACGGCAGAUCUGAUGGAUUUCAUUUGUGUCAAUCGAUAUUAUGGAUGGUAUAUUGAUAUGGGAUAUAUUCCAUGGAUCAAUCAGAGUGUCUACUGGGAUAUUUCUCUUUGGAGAGAGACGUUCCAUAAGCCAAUCAUUGUCACAGAAUACGGUGCAGACAGUAUUCCGGGAUUAAAUCAAGAGCCUUCUGUUGAUUUUUCGGAGCAAUAUCAGAAUGAAGUGAUCCAAGAAACGCAUCAUGCAUUCGAUGCAUUGCAUAAAGAUCAUACGAUAACUGGUGAAAUGAUUUGGAAUUUCGCUGAUUUCAUGACUGGAAUGACGACAACCCGUGCAGUUGGAAAUCACAAAGGAGUUUUCACCCGAUCCCGUCAGGCCAAAAUAUCAGCGUAUACAUUGAGAAAUCGAUAUUUGAAACGAUUCGAUCAAUCAAACCUGGAAAUUUGGGACUGA
Caenorhabditis remanei is the source of this 1899-nucleotide messenger RNA. RefSeq lists its product as uncharacterized. The transcript is spliced from 10 exons. Gene Ontology annotation, biological process: glucuronoside catabolic process; carbohydrate metabolic process. The coding region runs from base 1 to 1899 and encodes 632 amino acids. Lineage: Eukaryota; Metazoa; Nematoda; Chromadorea; Rhabditida; Rhabditidae. The record is from RefSeq and is a predicted model, not a curated record. Gene Ontology annotation, molecular function: beta-glucuronidase activity; carbohydrate binding.